UGAAAACUGUAGAGCUUCCGUAUCCCGGAAGCGGAACUGUUGACCGUGUAUAUUUUGCUUGUGAGAGAGAAUUGGGAAUUGUCGUUGAGAAAUUGUAGGUUACCGUUUUGUUUUAUGUUUUCGAAAGUGGCACUUGGGGACGAAGGAUACUAUUAAAGAAUCCACACAACGGACCGAGGGACCCCAGAAGCUGCCAAUCACCAUGAAUCUGGAACGUGUUCCCAAUGAGGAGAAACUCAACCUCUGUAGGAAAUAUUAUCUGGGUGGUUUUGCCUUUCUUCCUUUCCUUUGGCUGGUAAACGUGGUGUGGUUUUUCAGAGAAGCAUUUAUGAAACCAACGUACACCGAACAGCUCCAGAUCAAAACAUAUGUGAAGCGCUCUGCUCUGGGGCUGUUGCUGUGGGUCGCAGUGCUCACGACGUGGAUAACCAUAUUCCAGCACUUCCGCGCGCAGUGGGGAGAAGUGGCAGAUUACCUGUCCUUCACCAUUCCUCUGGGGAUCCCCUAAACAGGAGACCUAACGAGGAGAGGACGCAGCAUCCUACAUCCUCACUCCGUUUGCUUUACCUGCUUUUUGUCUUGUCUUCACACACACACACACACACUCACACACACACACACACACUCACACACACACACACACACACACACGCACACUUGUAAGCACUAAGAUACACCUCCUGGACUCUUCGUUUGAAACCCAACACUUUCAGAAAUGUGUUACUGUUUGUCUUUGUUUGACCACGUUAGAUUUAUAUCGAUUACAAUCUUGCAUUCCAGUAAACGAACAAGUACUACAUGCACCUUGCAACUCUGUUUAUUCUAUGACCAUAAGAUCACAGAAUAAGAUUGUUUAAAGCAAAGUGAGUUUAAAUGAGAACCAUUUUAAGGUUAUGACUUUUUUUGGGCAGAUUUAACAUUGCCCCACACUAUUCAGGAUUUGAUUUGUAACAAUUACUUUUCCUCCCAUUGCUUUUAUGUUUGAAACAAAAAUUUAACACCAACUGCUGAAUACAUUUUAAUGUGAAUGUAUGAGGAAUUUGUUUUUUUUCAGUGAGUAAAAUAAAAAUGGAAAUGAAAAACCCCA
Anguilla anguilla (European eel) is the source of this 1087-nucleotide messenger RNA. It is a transcript of the gene psenen, whose product is annotated as presenilin enhancer, gamma-secretase subunit. Gene Ontology annotation, biological process: Notch receptor processing. The record is from RefSeq and is a predicted model, not a curated record. The coding region runs from base 203 to 508 and encodes 101 amino acids. The transcript has 4 exons. NCBI's taxonomy places the organism in Eukaryota, Metazoa, Chordata, Actinopteri, Anguilliformes, Anguillidae. Gene Ontology annotation, cellular component: gamma-secretase complex.